AUGGAGCUUAUUGAUUUUUUGGUGGUUCGUUCUUUUUGGGGAAAUGCUUCAUUUUGUUAUGCGUAUUCUCCUUCUAGUGGUAAUGCGGGGGGUAUUCUCGUCAUUUGGGACCAAAAUAGGUUUAAUAAAAAAAGGGCCAUUUCAUCGGAUUGGUUUGUAGCAGUGGAGGGUGUUUGGAUUUCUUCUGGAACAGAGGUUGUUUUUGUUUCCGUUUAUGCUCUGCAAGGGACUGAUAGUAAAAGACAAUUGUGGGGAGAGAUUGGUCAAUUGAUGAGUUCUUGUUUCAGGGGGGGGGUUGUUAUUAUGGGAGAUUUUAAUGAAGUUCGUGAUGAAUCGAAACGUAUGGGGUCUCAGUUUCAUCCUGCUUCAGCUAGGGUAUUCAAUCAGUUUAUUGAGGAUGCGAAUCUAUUUGAUAUUACUUUGGGUGGUCCUCGUUUCACUUGGAACAAUAAGUGGGGUUCUAAGUUUAGCAAGUUGGAUCGGUUUCUGGUGUCAAAGAGGCUUUUGGUAGUAUUUCCUCAUCUCUCAGGGAUGGUGUUGGAGAAGAGAAAACCGGAUCAUAGACCAAUCCUGUUGAUGGAACACUCUGUUGAUUAUGGUCCUAAGCCUUUUCGGUUUUUCCACUCUUGGUUUAAUCACACUGGUCUUGAUGAGGUGGUUCACAAUUCUUGGUCUUCAGUUAUUAAGGAUGAGGAUAUAAUUAACCCCUGGGUUAUUUUUAAGAAGAAACUCCAGCUUCUUAAGUAUAAUCUUAGGGUAUGGUAUCAUGCUGUUCGGGAGGGUAUGGAUAAUAAAAGAAAAAAGUUGCAAGACAACAUUGAAUCGAUUGAUACCAUUCUUAUGGCGGGCGAUGGUACAGCUAACCUUAGGGAAUAG
Messenger RNA from Lactuca sativa (garden lettuce), 876 nucleotides. RefSeq lists its product as uncharacterized. Lineage: Eukaryota; Viridiplantae; Streptophyta; Magnoliopsida; Asterales; Asteraceae. The record is from RefSeq and is a predicted model, not a curated record. Gene Ontology annotation, molecular function: catalytic activity.